CCGGCGUCCCAUGUGACCUCCGUGACCCGGUGGAGGACAUCAAGGAAGCCUGCGGUUCCAUACGAGCAUGCUCAGCUAUCAAAGAUUCAAAUUUUAUCAAUCCGCCACAAGAAAAAGAAAGCUUCAAGCUCUCCUGUUGAGGAUGGAGAUGACUCUGAUGGCUCAGAAGAUGAUGAUGAGCAGGGAAAUGAUUUCAAAGUUCUCAAAGGAAAUGUGAACUCAACACGGAUUGACUCUGUUCUCAAGUUUGCCCUUGGGAUGUCAAGAAACAAAGUUGAAAAUGCUUUCUAUAGCAACAGCAUCUACCUCAACGGUGAAAGGCUGGACAAGAAGAAACACUCUGUGACGAUUGAAGAUGAGGUGGACGUCGUGCGCGGGCUCAACACUCUGAACCCCUCCUUCAUCGACGUGCACCGGGUCGAGGUGCUAGACAUCCAACGAUCGCGUACGGAUCCCGACAAACUGGUCAUCAAAGUCAAGCGCUUCAAACGACUCACCAUCGAUAACUACGCGCGCCCCUGGAAACCGCCGGCGUCAGAGUGACGGGGUAGCUGAUAGGCGAUGAUUUGAUAUGUUAUCAGCAAUGAAUUUUGUACAUCUUUUGGCUGAACUCUGAUUUUUGAAAGUGUUGUUUCUGAGUGCCCAUUGUUGCCAAUUUAUUGUAAAUGAGUGGAUGGUGUAAUAAUACACUGAAAGUUAGUUU
Messenger RNA from Amphibalanus amphitrite, 703 nucleotides. RefSeq names its product mitochondrial transcription rescue factor 1-like. NCBI's taxonomy places the organism in Eukaryota, Metazoa, Arthropoda, Thecostraca, Balanomorpha, Balanidae. Bases 259 to 543 code for a protein of 94 amino acids. The record is from RefSeq and is a predicted model, not a curated record. The transcript has 5 exons.